AUGUUCGGGAAAUAUCCGUUCGAAACGUACUCGGCGAUUGAUGGGGACGACUUGAAGCUGGGGGAUCAGGUUAACCCAUGGGCUCGGAGGGUAAAGGAGGACAUCCUGUUGGGACUGAAGACCUAUUGCGACGCGGCGAGCAGCAUGGAGCUGGAGCCCGCCAGGUUCGCGCUGAAGAACAAGCAGGCCACGCCAGACGGGGGGGACCACAGGCGCAACAAGCAGCAGCGCACCGUCGAGGCCCUGCUCCACGGGGUGGCGCUGGCCACGAUGGCCGCAGGCCAAACAUACCACGAGACGGUCUGGGCACCCAAGGCCAAGAACGACGAGAAGGGCCUGGAUGAGCUGGGCCCACCGUGCGCGCACAUAUUCACACCGAUGGUGCUGGGCAGCAACCAGGAGGCAUGCGAGCAGAAGUCGAAAGAAGUGAUCUCGUCGUUUUCGAUGGCACAUAUCAGGGAUAAGGGCGCGGCGAAGGUGCAGGACACAGUCAUGCGCUGCAAAGGCAGACCCACGAAGCCCAAGGAAAACAAUCCUGGCAUGAUGGAGUUGCCCCCCGGCCUCAACAGCAAGCGCGCGGAGGUGCCGGGCGCGGAUUGCGCUGAGUACUUCGAUCGGGCAGUGAACGAAGGUUGCGGCGACCCCCUCAGCUACUCGGCCGUCGUGUACGAGCUACGCAGAGUGCCCGGGCUGUCCCGGCCGUACGGGUCGUCGGUGGACGCCGCGGAGUUCCUCGGCGGUGGCGCGGGCCUGGACAGGGCCGCGGGCGGCAGGGGCGGAAGUCCGAUCAGGGGCAACGACAGUCAGACAGAGUCGAUCGGAUUUGCGGACGUGGACGGAGACCUGGUGCGCCUGGUCAGGAGGGAGGACGGUCAGCACGAGGUUUUCGUCAACGACGACCUGAUCUGGACGGGCACCCCGGAGCUCAAAGAUGAGUGCGACGGCGAGACGGAGGACGAGCAGCGAAGCCUGCAGAGGCAGGACGGUGAGGCGAGCGGGAUGGAGGGGGAUCGGGAGGCGCCGGAGAGGGAGCUCCCGGCCCACUCGGUGGGGGGCCCCGUGGGCCCGGGCGCGCCCGCGGCGGCGAGGAGCAGCAGGCCGCCCCCAGCCAGCAGCAUCGUCUCGUCGGCCUCGGGCUCUGCGCGCGCGCGGCCGCGGGGCCAGGCCACGGAGGCCGUCCAGGACCUCGGGCAUGAGUUCGACGUUCGGCCGGGCCGCUGGGGCGACUGCAUGAGGGAGAUCAGGAGCAUGAUGGCGGAGGCCUCGAAGGAGAGGCGGUCGCUGGCGGAGGACUCUGGCAUGCGCCAGGAGGAGCUCCUCGGGAUGGUGGCCCAGAUGGCGACGGGCGCGUCGGCCAGGCGCCGUGCGAGCCAGGAGCAGGCGGCCUCCCACGAGAGGGCCCUGAGGCAGCAGGCGUGCGACCUCGCGAGUGGCGCCGCGCUCAACCACGAGGUCCUCCAGGAGCUCCUGCGGCGGCACACCGCCGGCGAGGAGCCAGGGCAGGAGCCGGAAGGAGGCCGCGGCCGGCGAAGUGGGGCGUCCUCGCCCGCGGCGCGGCAGCGGCAGCAGCCCCCCCCGCAGCAGGGAGCGCCGGCCACCGUCGACGAGGCCGCGGCGCCGGCGGAGGGGCCAGUGGCCGUGCGGGAGUCUACGACAUUCAGGACGGAGGGGGCCCUUCCUGCGGGGCGCGGCGGCCGCAGGAGUACCGUGUCCCUGUUCAACCAGACCUACCUGGCGGAGCCUGACGCCAAGGUGCCCUGGAUGGUAGCGUGCUACACAGCGUACAUGAACAUCAAGGAGCCGGAGCGCACUGGCAGAGUUGCGAGACUCGAGGUGGUCUCGCGCCACUCAUUCGGGCUCAUCAUCUUCAUGCACGCGUGCUGGAUGACCUGGUUUGUCGACCAGCAGGCGAGAAGUGCUCUGGACCGACGGUCCUGGGCAUACGAGGUCGACAAGUUUUUCCUGGUCAUGUACAUGGCGGAGCUGGGCCUGCGGCUGGUAGUGCACAGGCUGUACUUUUUCUUAAGUGAGGAUGCUGGCUGGAACUGGUUUGACUUCCUGAUAGUGCUCAUCGACAUCAUGGAGACAGUCCUGGCAGAAGGCGGGCCCGCGGGGCUCUCUGUCCUGCGCCUCGUCAGGACCCUGAAGGUCAUCCGGGUCUUCCGGGUCUUCCGGCUCGUCCACGUGUUCCAUGAGUUGCGCUUCAUUUGGGGCGGCCAGACGCCCGCGGUGGCAGACGAGCGGCGGCCAGGGGAAGACGCCGCGGGCCCGCACCCGCCCGUGGCAGCUUGCCGGGGACAGGCGCGCCUCGUCACGCGAGAGGUGGUGCAGGACGAUCCCGAGGAGCCCUCCAGGUUCAGCGUGGACGGUAAGGACAAGAGUUGGUUCGUCCAGAAAGGCGCGGUGUCGUUCCACUGCCGAGACCCCAGCGCGUUCAGCUUGGACCUUUCCUUUCUUGGGGGCGCGCGGAGCCUCUUCGGGGAGCGCUACGCGGGUCUGAGCCGCCAGGAGCAGGAGAGCUCGAUCAACUGGCUAGUCGCCGCCGGGGCGGCCUUCGAGGACUGGGAGCUCACCGGCUACAGGGAUUGCAAGCUCGCGGGCUUCUUCUUCCUGCUGCACCUGAACUACCGACGCGCUGGCGCGUGGUCGGCUGCCCCCACGACUGCGAGCUGGAGGACGCGGCCGGGAGGCGCUACCCGAGCGGCCCGCAGCAGGAGGGCCUCCUGGAGGUGCCGGCGCGCGAGGGCCAGCGCCUGGGCGUGGAGCUGGCCCGGGGCGAGCUGUGGCUGCUGGACGACGGGUGCCCUGUGGCUCGAGGCCUGUGGGCCGCGGCCGGCGCCGGCGGCGGCGGACUGCCCGAGCGGCGGUAUUGCCCAGCCGUCUUGA
Messenger RNA from Prorocentrum cordatum, 2886 nucleotides. The record is from the annotation of a GenBank genome assembly. Lineage: Eukaryota; Dinophyceae; Prorocentrales; Prorocentraceae.